AGAGAGAGAGCAGAACACAAUCACACAUAUAAAAACACAUUAUGAUGAAGGAGAGUAGUAGUCGAAAACAAGGGGCAGCCUCACCUUGCGCGGCAUGUAAGCUCCUCAGGCGGAGAUGCGCAGAGGAUUGCAUGUUCGCGCCGUAUUUCCCCGCAGAAGAGCCCCACAAGUUUGCCACAGUUCAUAAGGUUUUCGGCGCCAGCAAUGUCAACAAGAUGCUCCAGGAGUUGCCGGAAGAUCAGAGAGGGGAUGCAGUGAGUUCCAUGGUGUAUGAAGCAAAUGCGCGGGUAAGGGAUCCAGUGUACGGCUGCGUAGGGGCAAUAUCGUCAUUGCAACAGCAGAUAGAAAUGCUGCAAACUCAGCUGGCACUUGCACAGGCAGAAGUAGUGCACAUGAGGAUGCGCCAAUUCUCGAUGAACAAUUCACCUGAUAAUGCAUCUCCCUCGUCCAGCAGAGGCGGGCAAUCUCAUCCGGCCAGGUCCCUUUUCGACAUGGACAUGGUUGUAGAACAGGGAAACAUGGAAGAUUCCUUCUGGCCUUAGUCCCUUUUUAACUAUUUGCUGCUCUUAAGGGUCUCUCCCCGCUUCCCCUUUACUGUCUGCCACUCUUUCUCUGUCCUCUUUGGCUUUCUUACAGGAGGUGUUACCUGACAAUGGAUUGAUUGAUGAGAGAGAUCAAUCGAUUAACCUUAUUGUAAAUGUUAAACAAAAAAACAUAUAAUUAUACGUUAUAGGCUAUGCUUGCGGAUUUGACUAUACUAU
This is a messenger RNA of Andrographis paniculata, 761 nucleotides long. Its product is annotated as LOB domain-containing protein 4-like. Lineage: Eukaryota; Viridiplantae; Streptophyta; Magnoliopsida; Lamiales; Acanthaceae. The coding region runs from base 42 to 542 and encodes 166 amino acids. The transcript is spliced from 2 exons. The record is from RefSeq and is a predicted model, not a curated record.